GCUCAAAACCCAUCAUCCAACUAAUAAAGCGGACGAUAAACAAGCACAUUAAAUACCGAGGAAAGCGAAGCCGAGCUAUUAACGCUAGUCUGGGUCCCGAUUGCUGAUUGGAAAAACAUUGGCAACAUUUCUGAUUAGGAGCAACAAAACCACACAACAAAAUGCCGCCAAAUGCAAAAUCGGAAGCGGACGCCAAACCGGAAGCGGAUCCAGCGCCAGCGCCCGAGCCGGCUUCGGAACUGGAAUCCGUGGACCAGAAGCUGCAAGAAACACAUCACUCCAAGUUCCGUGAGGUGGACAGGCAGGAACAGGAACUCAUUGCCGAAAAGGCGGCGGAAGCGCCCAGUCAAAGAAUCGCACAGGUGGAAUCAACAACACGUAGUGCAACAACAGAGGCUCAGGAAUCCACUACCACCUCAUUGCCGGUGAUCAAAAAGAUCGAGCAUGUCGGCGAAGUGGUCACCGAGGUGAUCGCCGAGCGCACGGGCCUGCCCACAUGGGGCGUGGUGGCCAUCAUCAUUCUCGUGUUCCUCGUCGUCUUUGGUAUAAUCUUCUUCUGUGUGCGGAGAUUCUUGAAGAAGCGAAGAACCAAAGAUGGUAAGGGUAAGAAGGGUGUCGACAUGAAGUCGGUACAGUUGUUGGGAUCGGCGUACAAGGAGAAAGUUCAGCCUGAUAUGGAGGAACUCACCGAAAAUGCCGAAGAGGGUGACGAGGAGGACAAGCAGAGCGAACAGAAGCUGGGGCGUCUCAACUUCAAGCUGGAAUACGAUUUCAACUCCAACAGUUUGGCCGUGACGGUAAUCCAAGCUGAGGAGCUGCCCGCCCUGGACAUGGGCGGUACCUCGGAUCCCUAUGUCAAGGUGUACUUGCUGCCCGACAAGAAGAAAAAGUUCGAGACCAAAGUGCACCGCAAGACCCUCAGUCCAGUCUUCAACGAAACGUUCACAUUUAAGAGUUUGCCCUAUGCCGAUGCCAUGAACAAGACGCUCGUGUUUGCCAUUUUCGACUUCGAUCGCUUCUCGAAGCACGACCAGAUUGGAGAGGUGAAGGUGCCGCUGUGCACCAUUGACUUGGCGCAGACGAUCGAGGAGUGGCGCGAUUUGGUCAGCGUUGAAGGGGAGGGCGGACAGGAAAAGCUGGGAGACAUCUGCUUCUCGCUGCGAUAUGUGCCGACUGCCGGAAAGCUAACCGUUGUCAUUCUGGAGGCCAAGAACUUGAAGAAGAUGGACGUGGGCGGAUUGUCUGAUCCAUAUGUGAAAAUUGCAAUCAUGCAAAAUGGCAAACGUUUGAAAAAGAAGAAGACAAGUAUCAAAAAAUGCACCCUCAACCCUUACUAUAAUGAGUCGUUCUCAUUUGAAGUACCAUUUGAACAAAUACAAAAAAUCUGUCUCGUUGUGACCGUCGUGGAUUAUGAUCGCAUUGGAACCUCCGAACCCAUCGGCCGCUGCAUAUUGGGCUGUAUGGGAACCGGAACCGAGUUGCGUCACUGGUCCGAUAUGUUGGCCUCGCCCCGCCGGCCCAUCGCCCAGUGGCAUACCCUCAAGGAUCCCGAGGAGACCGACGAGAUCCUGAAGAACAUGAAGUAAGGCGCUACCAUGGAUAACCAAUGCAGACUUACAGCACAUCUAUCAAACGUAUAAAAGUAACCAAAGAACACUUAAGCGAACCGUCAGACAUAGAAAUCGAAUGCAUCAUCAUCAGCUACCAAUGAAUCCUCCUCACCCGAAACGACAAGCAACAAUCAGCGAAAUAUCGUAGUUAAUGCAAAAAUUGUUCAUCUAUGCAGUUAUCUCAACAUAAACAUACUGGAACACACAAAACGCCGAUUAAGUAAUACCAUAGGUGUCUAAGUUAUAUCUCAUUGGUUGAACAACAAAUCGUGAAAGUGAAAGUGAAAGCUAUAAAAUCCUAUAUAGAAAGCGAUGUGUCCCCUUUCACUGAGGCCGGUACAACAGAAAUUAGUUCGAUCGAUUUUACAUAUAGUCACACAAGAAUUCAUCUCGAGAUCUGUGAAUUUGUUGUUGUCCCUGAUUGAAAAUUUUCAAAAGUAUAAAAUUACGAGUAUGUUCUAUUUAAUACAAAAUCUCUAUAUACUCAAACUAUUUAACGGAUGACCGAGAAGAGUAUAAUUUUUAAAUGUUAAGUUUACUUUGGUUUUUAAAUUAGUCCAAUGUUUAAAGGGAUCUUUCCGAUUUUAAAUUGGUUUUUCAAUCGUUGAAGGAUUACUAGUGGAUAAUAUUACUGACUAAUGAAAAUAUAAACCAAGCAGAGAACGUAAAGGCAACUUAAACUGUUAUGUAAAUUAUUUAUUAUGUUAAAAUUAUUGAGCAUUACGUACUUAACUGUGUAAGUAAAAAUCUAUGUGUGUUUAAAUGAAAUGGACAUGGCAGACAUAUUAACAGGAGGAAAGAAGGCGAAAUCAUAAAAAAUAUAUAUUAUAUAUAAAUAUUAUGUAUAACCCCUGCAUAGACUAAUGUUAUGACGACCUAACAAAAUCAGACGAAUAAGUAGAAGGAAAAACAAAACAACCAGAAAACCAAAAGCAAAUAACAAAAGUUAAACUUUGAAGCGUGAUUUCAACGGAAUAUAUCAUCAGUUUAAACUUUAAAAAAAAUAUCGAACAUUUUGCACAAUGGAUUAGAUUGGUGUAUAUUAUUGAUUUGGUUAACUUGUCAAUAAUUUAGGAAAAAAUGGCUCAGUUCAGGAAAGGUUUCCACUUACAAAUUUACGUUCGAUUUUAAACUGUAUCUUUAGUUUCCACAUCUUCUUCUUUAGUUUCCACUUCUUCAAAUCUUAAGGUUUCUACAACUAUCUAUGAAGCGUUAUUUUGUUUUCCGUCUUUACCACAUUCCUUAAUUUAGAAAUCAUAUUAGGACCUAAUGAAAAUAUACAUACUAACAAAAUGAUUAUGGCAAAAUGUUAAAACAGAAAAAGAAAUAUUAAGAACAAUAAUAGUUAUUACUAUUUAUAUUAUAUUCAAGUAUAUGACAUCUAAACAAUAUACAUUUAUAUAUACUUAAAAUGAAAACAUUGUGCUCUUGCUGCACAAGCCUACUAAGAAUUUGGGAUUUUUAAUAUGGAAAAGCGGCGGCAACAAAAACUUCUACCUACCUAAAAAAAAACACAAAUUAGCUAACUAAGCUAAAUUAAACUCUCAAGGGCAGAGCAUUCCAAAAUAAUGAAAUCAAGACAGAGGAAAAACAAAGAGCCAUGGUUUUCUGAUUUUUUCCAUAUUGAAAGUAAAUGAAAUUCAACUAAUACAUUAGAUGUUUUUUGUCCUGUAAAUGGUAUAUUAUAAUGAUAAUGAUAAUGCGUAGUUAGGGAUCUGUGUAUCCCCUGUACACACACUUACACAGUUGUAGUUAUGUUCACCGAAGCAAGAGAAAUGCAUAAAUGAAAAAACAGAAAAAUGCAAACUUACAAAUCGAGAAAAUACUAAAAAUAUUUAUGUAAAAUAAUUCAUCUAAAUUUAACAAAUCGAAGUGGACGCCAGGAAAAACAAGUUAUACUACUUAUUACGAGUAUUGUUCAAUAAAAAAAUAAAUAACUUUGCUUUUCCAAAUAAUUACUGUAAAUUAUCUCAAACCCAAAAACAGCAACAAAAGACAAAGACACAAAAAACACAUAUGUAUUAAACAAAUGGUAAAUUACUUACAAAAAAAAUCGAAGCCUAACCACAACAGCAACAAAAUGAAACAAACAAGACAACAAACUAUAUAUACUUGCAUAUUAAACAAAUUAUAUGAAAUUAUAUAAAAUGAUGUUGAUUAUUGAUUUAAAUUAAAGCUGAGAAAGUGAAUAAAACAAAUUAUAUAUACACCUAUAUAUAUAAAAUAUUAAACAAAACAAAGCAAAAA
Drosophila gunungcola (fruit fly) is the source of this 3857-nucleotide messenger RNA. Its product is annotated as synaptotagmin 1. The transcript has 10 exons. Gene Ontology annotation, biological process: calcium ion-regulated exocytosis of neurotransmitter; cellular response to calcium ion; synaptic vesicle endocytosis. Gene Ontology annotation, molecular function: calcium ion binding; syntaxin binding; calcium-dependent phospholipid binding. The record is from RefSeq and is a predicted model, not a curated record. The coding region runs from base 162 to 1586 and encodes 474 amino acids. Lineage: Eukaryota; Metazoa; Arthropoda; Insecta; Diptera; Drosophilidae. Gene Ontology annotation, cellular component: synaptic vesicle membrane; dense core granule; axon.